Molecule: messenger RNA, 1643 nt
Organism: Phragmites australis (common reed)
Lineage: Eukaryota; Viridiplantae; Streptophyta; Magnoliopsida; Poales; Poaceae
Product: UDP-glycosyltransferase 73E1-like
Exons: 1
Coding region: 7-1512 (501 amino acids)
Molecular function (GO): UDP-glycosyltransferase activity
Source: RefSeq, a predicted model, not a curated record
AACACCAUGUCGACAAUGGCGCCCACGGAGCAUGCCCUCGCAGCUGCCACGACAGCAACGCCGCCGCCGCACUUCGUCACCGUCCCUCUCGCGGCGCAGGGCCACAUCAUCCCCCUGGUAGGCCUCGCGCGCCUCCUAGCGGAGCGCGGCGCGCGCGCGAGCGUCGUCACCACGCCGCUCAACGUCGCGCGGCUGCGGGGCGUGGCCGAGCAGGCCGCUCGCGCCGGGCUGCCCCUCGAGUUCGUCGGGCUGCCGUUCCAGCCGCCCGACGCCGGCUUGCCCCUGGACUGCCAGAACUUCGACAUGCUCGACGACAACAGCCAGUUCAACCCCUUCUUCGACGCGUUGCGCGAGCUCGCCGGUCCGUUCGAUGCCUACGUGCGCGCUCUGGCGCCGCGCCCGAGCUGCAUCAUCUCCGACUGGUGCAACCCGUGGACGGCUGGCGUGGCCAGUGGCCUCGGCAUCCCUCGGCUGUUCUUCUACGGGCCAUCAUGCUUCUUCUCGCUCUGCGACCUCAAAGCCACCGAGCACGGGCUGCACGAGCGGAUUGCCGCGGGCGACGACCGGGAGCAGUACGUCGUGCCAGGAGUACCGGUGCCCGUGAAGGUGACCAAGGCCACAGCCCCUGGUUUCUUAACCCACCCAGGGUGCGAGAUGUUUCGCUAUGAGUCCAUAGAGGCCAUGCGCACGGCCGAUGGCGUGGUGGUGAACACGUUCUUGGACCUCGAGGCCCAGUUCGUCGCGUGCUACGAGACGGCGCUGGGCAAGCCGGUGUGGACGGUCGGUCCGCUCAGCCUCGUCAACCGGGACUUGGAGGCCACGGCGUCGCUCGGGAAGACGGUCGCAGUUAACCAGCAGGCGAUCACGGCGUGGCUUGACGAGCAGGCCCCCGACUCCGUCAUGUACGUCAGCUUCGGCAGCAUCGCGCGGAAGUUUUCGAAGCAGCUGUUCGAGGUCGGCCACGGCCUCAAGGAUUCCGGCAAUCCGUUCCUCUGGGUUGUGAAGGAAUCCGAGGCGACUUCACCGGAGGUCCAACAAUGGCUCCACGCCCUGGAGGAGUGCACGGCCGGGCGCGGUCUCGUGGUGCGCGGGUGGGCACCGCAGCUCACCGUCCUGUCGCACCGCGCCGUCGGGGGCUUCGUCACGCACUGCGGGUGGAACUCGCUCCUUGAGGCCAUCGCCCACGGCGUGCCGGUGGUGACGUGGCCGCACUUCGAGGACCAGUUCCUGAACGAGCGGCUGGCCGUGGACGUGCUCGGGGUCGGCGUGCCCAUAGGCGUGACGGCCCCCGUAUUCAUUCUGGACGACGAGCCCGUGCCGGUUGUGCGGGGCGACAUCUUGCGCGCUGUGUCCGCGCUGAUGGGCGGAGGCGAGGAGGCCGACGAGAGGAGGAGGAAGGCCAAGGAGUACGGAGAGAAAGCUCGGAGGGCCAUGGAGAAAGGAGGCUCGUCGUACGAAAACCUGACGCGGCUAAUAGAAAGCUUCGUGCAGAGUGGAGUCAAAGAACACUAGGACAGAUCAGUACAAGGCUCCUACGUUGCUAGAAUUCUUCGACUUCACUGCAUGAUGCGCGAUCUCAUGAGUUAUGAAUAGUGGCUUUUGUCGUAUUAUUUGUGAUAAUAUGAGCAUAUAUAUAUAUAUAU